Molecule: messenger RNA, 495 nt
Organism: Solenopsis invicta (red fire ant)
Lineage: Eukaryota; Metazoa; Arthropoda; Insecta; Hymenoptera; Formicidae
Product: histone-lysine N-methyltransferase SETMAR-like
Exons: 2
Coding region: 1-495 (164 amino acids)
Molecular function (GO): nucleic acid binding
Source: RefSeq, a predicted model, not a curated record
AUGGAAAUCGUCGAGUCCGACCAUCAUGUAAACACUGUUUUGAUUACCGAGGAGCUAAACAUUGCACAAAAAAUCGUUUGGAACCACUUAAAUAAGGCUGGAUACAAAAAGAAGCUCGAUGUAUGGGUGCCAUACGAGUUAACGCAAAAAGAUCUUAUGGACCGAAUUUCCAUCUGCGAAUCGCUGCUGAAUCGCAACAAAAUCGACCCAUUUCUGAAGCGAAUGAUUAUUGAUGAUGAAAAGUGGGUCACUUACGACAACAUCAAGCGAAAACGAAUCAUCUAUGAGCUGCUCCUCUACGGUCAAACUCUUAAUUCGGACCUGUACUGUCAACAAUUGGACCAUCUGGAGGAAGCAAUCGCUCAGAAGUGGCCAGCUUUGGCUAAUAGAAGAGGAAUUGUGUUCCAUCAGGACAACGCCAGGCCACACACAUCGAUAGUGACUCGCCAGAAGCUCUGGGAGCUUGGUUGGAAGGUUCUUAUGUAUCCACCUUAA